AUGGAAAGUGAAAUCGUUUACGAAACUGGCUUCCUUGAUGAAAUACAUACAACAGACUCUGAUAGUGAUCCAUUGACCUCUUCUAUUUCUUCGCAAUCACUUCCAAGUGAAGAUGAGCUCAAAGAUAUUAUUAUUCCAGAAAGCGAUAGUGAUUCUAGUCAUAAUGACCAUGCAGAAGCUGAGUUAAUAGUGCAACCUAAUAUUGAAAAAUCUCAGCUUAACUAUAAUAGAAGACCUAUAAAUAAGUACUUACUUUUGCAUAAAAAAAAAUAAAUUUUAUUAUUUGCAUACACACUUUUCCAUUUUACUAUAAAUAAAUAUAACUAAGGGUUAGUAAUUGGGACUGCUAUUGUUAUAAUAGGAGCAAUAGCAAUCACCAGACUGCAGCUUAAAUCCUCUCAAUAA
Messenger RNA from Blepharisma stoltei, 405 nucleotides. Lineage: Eukaryota; Ciliophora; Heterotrichea; Heterotrichida; Blepharismidae. The record is from the annotation of a GenBank genome assembly.